GACAGAGACAGCAAAGCGUGAUCGCCGACUAAACAAGCUGGUGCACAGGUCCCCAACUGGCGAUGUCGCAGAUGAUGGUGAACCAUAUGGUGAUACUGUCCGUCUACAUCCUGACCUUCCUGAUUGGCCUUCCCGCCAACGUCCUCUCACUCUGUGCCUUCAGCGUCAAGGUCCAGAGCAAUGCCACGCCCACCGACGUCCUGCUGCUCAACCUGACGGUGUCGGACCUCCUCUUCCUGCUCAUCCUGCCGCUGAAGAUGCACGAGGCUGCGUCCGGCAUGCGCUGGGACCUGCCCUACUUCCUGUGCAGCGUCACCUCCUUCGUCUUCUUCUCCACCAUCUACACCAGCUCCCUCCUGCUGAUGGCCGUCAGCGUGGACCGCUUUUUGAGCGUGGCCUUCCCCGUCCGCUACAAGCUGCUGCGCAAGCCCGUCUAUGCCAUGGUGGGCGCCGUCAUCGCCUUUGUGUUCGGCUCCGCCAGUUGCAGCAUCGUCUUCUUGACGCAGCACCUGCUGCCGGGAAAUGGCACCGUCAACGCCUCCGUCUGCUAUGAGAACUUCACGCAGAGGCAGCUGGCGGUCCUCCUCCCCGUGCGGCUUUAUUUGUUCUCCGUCCUCUUCCUCGUCCCGCUCCUGGUCUGCGCCUUCUGCUACCUGAGCUGCAUCCGUCUCCUGUACGCCCGCCCACGGAUUUGCAGCAGGAAGCGGCAGAAGGCCGUGGGCAUGGCACUGGGCACGCUGCUGGUGUUCGUCGUCUGUUUCCUGCCCUACAACCUCUCCCACCUGCUGGGCUACCUGCACGGGCAGAGCCCCCCCUGGAGGUACUACACCCUUCUCCUCAGCACCGCAAACACCUGCCUGGACCCCAUCAUCUUCUACUUCUCCUCCUCCACCUUCCAGGCCACGGUUAAGCACUCCCUCUACAGGCUGCUGGGGUGCCGACGCCAAAUUGACUUUGUCAACGAAGGAUCCAGUCAGAGCAGAGAUGGCUGUGCUGCAAACCACCUUAGAGAUGGCUGAGAUAUGAUUUUUAUGUAUGACAAACCAGGAGGCCAGCUCCGUACACUCAUGCAGUUGAACAGAAAAAUGUGACGCUCAUUCAUAAGAAAAUAAAAAUUAACUUUUUUGUGAAUAGAGCAAUAAUACUUUCACAAAAUAGUACAUGGUAGUUUCUUGUGUGUGAGGGUCUACCUAUGUCUAUCAUGUGUGUGGCAAAACUAUAAAGCUAAUGCUUGAGUACAAACCUUCCCAAAUAGCUAUUCAGUUUUCAUAAUGCUGGAAGUUCUGUUCAGCUGAACAUACUGCUCUUAAAACUGAAAGUUCUGUUCUUAACACAGAACGUUCUGUUCUUAACAUGGAAAGUUUCGUUCUUAACAUUGAAAGUUCUUAGAACAAUCUUUCUCAUGUCUAUUCAAUGUUCUGGAAGUCCUUCUCUUAAUACUGUAAGUUCUGUUCUUAACACUGAAAGAACUGUUAACCUUUGAUGCUGAAAGGUACCUAUUUGUGCAUCUUUUGAAAAUUCAUUAAGGAGGCUGAUUAAGAGAAAAAGCAUGAGAAGAAAAGAAGAAAGAAAGAAAGAAAGAAAGAAAGAAAGAAAGAAAGAAAGAAAGAAAGAAAGAAAGAAAGAAAGAAAGAGAAAGAAAUUGUCAUUUGUUAUUUCAACCAUGAAUCCCCAGUGUGUUUCACAACAAAGCCUUCAUCAUGGAGGUAUUCUGCUUAUCUCCUUGAAGUUUUUGCUUAGAAGUUUAGAUACAAACUGUAAGCCUAUAAGUGAUAAGUUAUGAGCCUCAUUCAAUGGACAUUGUUAACUAUUGUUACCAACUGAGGACAGAAGGAAAGUACUGCAGGCUCUGACCAUUGGGUUAGUCUAUUGGUUGUUCUGCUAAGAGUCUUUUCAUCUUGUUUUCAGAACCAAGAAGCUAACAGCCAUUGGCAGAAAUCUAAAUUGAUAUUUGUGAGGCCUUGUGUCAUCUUUUUUUGAAAAA
Anguilla anguilla (European eel) is the source of this 1984-nucleotide messenger RNA. RefSeq names its product free fatty acid receptor 3-like. Gene Ontology annotation, molecular function: G protein-coupled receptor activity. The record is from RefSeq and is a predicted model, not a curated record. Gene Ontology annotation, biological process: cellular response to fatty acid; G protein-coupled receptor signaling pathway. Gene Ontology annotation, cellular component: plasma membrane. Bases 63 to 1019 code for a protein of 318 amino acids. The transcript has 2 exons. NCBI's taxonomy places the organism in Eukaryota, Metazoa, Chordata, Actinopteri, Anguilliformes, Anguillidae.